Molecule: messenger RNA, 1089 nt
Organism: Polychytrium aggregatum
Lineage: Eukaryota; Fungi; Chytridiomycota; Chytridiomycetes; Polychytriales
Exons: 4
Coding region: 1-1089 (362 amino acids)
Molecular function (GO): [formate-C-acetyltransferase]-activating enzyme activity; 4 iron, 4 sulfur cluster binding
Source: RefSeq, a predicted model, not a curated record
AUGUCUCUGAUCCAUCCACUGCCGCUCGCACCCGUCGCUGCUGGUGCCCAUUCGGCAGCCAUCCUGUCGAUCCGGGCCACCGCCGCUCUCUCGUGUGCGGCUCUCCAUACCGCCCGAUCCAUUCAAACCCGCUCUCUCGUCAGCGCCUAUCCCGGUGCCAUCGCCCGACUUCCAUCCACGGCUCCUAUCAGCCAGCCAUACUCAACACCGUCAAUGCUGCACCUAUCCGGGCCCCGCCUUGGACCGCUGCUGAAGCCAGCUGCGCUGGGUUUGGCAGCUUUCCACUCUUCCCUCUCCACCGCCGAGUGCCACCGCGACCACCAUGCCCGCCCUGUUCCGCCCUUCGAUCCAUCCAAAAUCGACUAUCAGAAUGUCGAGGGAUACGUGCAUUCGACCGAGAGCCUCGGCACCCUGGAGGGGCCCGGAAACCGAUUCUUGAUCUUUGUCACAGGAUGUCCGGCCCGGUGUCUGUAUUGCGAAAACCCAGACACCUGGGAGAUCAAGAAGGCAGCCACAGUCCAGAAAGUUCAUGACCUCGUCGAGCGGGCUCGCAAACUGCAGCCGUUUUACAAGCAUUCUGUCGGCCACGGCGGCGUCACCAUCUCGGGCGGCGAUCCGCUCGACCUCGGCCUCCAUACUUGCAUCGAAACCACGGGCCAGGGUUCCCAUCAUGCCUGGGACACUGUGCUCCCACACACCGAUCUCGUCCUGCUCUGCGUCAAGCAUACCGAGCCCGAGCAAUACCACAAGAUCACACAGCUGGUCCGUCUCGAGCGCAUGUUGCAGUUCAUCAAGGAACUCGAGCGGCUGAACAAGCCGUGGUGGUGUCGCUAUGUGCUGGUGCCUGGCUACACCGACAAGGACAAGGAUAUCGAGGGCCUCAUAGCGCUCUGCAAGUCCUCCACAACCCUGGAGCGCAUCGAGAUUUUGCCGUAUCAUACUCUUGGAGAAUAUAAGUGGAAGGCGUCCGGUAUGGAGUACCCCAUGAAAGGUGUCCCUCAUCCAACCAAAGCGUCGCUCCAGGCCAUCGUCUCCCGAAUCACAUCGGAACUGGGUCGGCCCGAGAUUCCUGUUGUCACAAGUGCCUAG